Messenger RNA from Jaculus jaculus (lesser Egyptian jerboa), 5010 nucleotides. It is a transcript of the gene Abhd13, whose product is annotated as abhydrolase domain containing 13. Lineage: Eukaryota; Metazoa; Chordata; Mammalia; Rodentia; Dipodidae. Gene Ontology annotation, molecular function: palmitoyl-(protein) hydrolase activity. The transcript has 2 exons. Bases 61 to 1167 code for a protein of 368 amino acids. Gene Ontology annotation, cellular component: membrane. The record is from RefSeq and is a predicted model, not a curated record.
GCCGGACUUCUGCCCUCAGUCUCCGAAGCCGGGACGCUGUUGGUGGCCUGGUAGCCACUUAUGGCUCGAUGUGCUCGCGCAGCGGAUCCGGAGGUCGCUGUGCACCGGCUUGUUCCCAGGCGCUUCCUACGAGGAUACCUCUGGAGAGCUACCAUGGAAAAGUCCUGGAUGCUGUGGAACUUUGUUGAAAGAUGGCUGGUAGCCUUGGCUUCCUGGUCUUGGGCUCUCUGCCGCAUUUCUCUUUUACCUUUGAUAGUGACUUUCCAUCUAUAUGGAGGCAUCAUCUUACUCCUGUUAAUAUUCAUAUCCAUAGCAGGCAUACUUUACAAAUUCCAAGAUGUCUUGCUGUACUUUCCAGAACAGCCAUCCUCUUCCCGCCUUUAUGUCCCCAUGCCCACUGGCAUUCCACAUGAAAACAUCUUCAUCAGAACCAAAGAUGGAGUGCGUCUGAAUCUCAUAUUGGUGCGAUACACAGGAGACAACUCACCCUAUUCCCCAACUGUGAUUUAUUUUCAUGGGAAUGCAGGCAACAUAGGUCACAGGCUCCCAAACGCCUUGCUCAUGCUGGUUAACCUCAAGGUUCACCUUCUGCUUGUUGACUACCGAGGCUACGGGAAGAGCGAAGGGGAAGCAAGUGAAGAAGGGCUCUACUUGGACUCUGAAGCCGUGCUGGACUACGUGAUGACCAGACCUGACCUUGAUAAAACCAAGGUUUUCCUAUUCGGCCGCUCCUUGGGAGGAGCGGUGGCUAUUCAUUUGGCUUCUGAAAACUCUCAUAGGAUUUCAGCCAUUAUGGUGGAGAACACGUUCUUAAGCAUACCACAUAUGGCCAGCACUUUAUUUUCAUUCUUCCCCAUGCGGUACCUUCCUCUGUGGUGCUACAAAAACAAGUUCUUGUCCUACAGGAAAGUCUCUCAAUGCAGAAUGCCUUCUCUUUUCAUCUCCGGACUCUCUGACCAGUUAAUCCCACCAGUAAUGAUGAAGCAACUUUAUGAGCUUUCCCCGUCUCGGACUAAGAGGCUGGCCAUUUUUCCAGAUGGAACGCAUAAUGACACAUGGCAGUGCCAAGGCUACUUCACGGCUCUGGAGCAGUUCAUCAAGGAAGUGAUCAAGAGUCAUUCUCCUGAAGAAAUGACAAAAACUUCAUCCAAUGUGACCAUCAUAUGAUUCUUGCCAUUUGAGUCGUGCCGAGGCGUCUGAUCUGGAGCACUGCUGUCUGGAAGUGCUUUGGGUCCGUGUGUACUGAAGAGUGAGAUCCUGGCCUCAGUGCUCCCUGGUGAUGGUCCCAAUCGUUUGUACAUUUGAAGAACUGUAAUUCUUGAGAUUAUUUCAUAUGUUUUCAUCAGAACUCUGCCUGGUUAUGAACCCAUAGCUUUAGUUAAAGCAUUAUAAUAGAGAUUCUUUAGAAGUUUCUUAUGCUUAAGAGGUACAAUGUAUGUUACACUUGGGAGGAGAUAUGUGAACAAGAAACCUUUGAUGUCACUCCUUUAGUAAAUAAUGGGACAAUCAUGGUCAGCCUAGUUCUACAACUGCAUUUUUCACCUUAAAAGUUACAAUGAACUGCAUGAUGGUAUUUUCUUCUUUGACUUAUGCAAUGCAGUGUUUUAAUGUAAAUAGCACUUCACAUACCUAUAUGUAGAUGCUUACCUGGGUUAUAUCUAUUUUUAUGUAAACUCUAUUUUGUUUUUGGCAAGAAGUGAACGUAAGGCCUGUGUGCAGGGUGCCGUUGACUUGCCCCGUGAGUGCUGAGCUCCAGCCUCGUCUUUUAAACAGGACUGUUGCUGAUGUUAACGUGCUGCGUUUUGUUAGGUGCAGCCUGGAUCGUGGCUCCUAGAAACAGCUUUUUGUGAAUUUUAAAUUUUUUAACAUUUGUAAUUUUGGUGGCAAGGAGAAUUGUAGCCUUUGUCAGUUUUGUAAGUCCGUAGCUGAACCACUAGCAGCCAUUGCAGUGGAAGCUAGAACUCACUGAAGAGUCACUAGGAAGUCUUAGUACAUGGUUGUACAUACUAUUUAUGAAACUCCCACACUUGACCUAAGUUCCAGUGCCUAGGACUUUCCUAAUCAAAUAAAUGAAGGACUGUUUAGUGAACUUUUUGAAAGUAAGUGUUAUCAAACACAGGAAAAAAAAUUCAAGGAAAGAAGAAACCUUUUACUUUUUGGCUUAAUACUACAGUGGCUAGGAAAUAGAACUAUAUCAAAAGGCAGCCAAGAAAUAUUAUUUGUAACUUUUUUCAUGUGGGAACGAAGAAGUUCUGUAGCUUUUUUUGUCGCAGAACCUAUUAGACAUUUAACAGUAAAAAUGCUGUAGGUGGGAAAUAGUAAUUAGUUGUAUUAAAAAGUCAGAAAAGAAAUCUUACUUAAAGCAAGAAGCCCUUUGAAACCUACAAAAUUUUCCUUAGAAACAUGAGCUGUGAGGUGGCAUCGUGUCAAGUUGUUCCUGGGUGUCUCGGGAGUCCGCUGGCACUGUCAGCUCGUGACAGCACUUUUGCAAGCUUUGGUGGCCUUCACUGGCCUUCUGCACACAGCCAGAGAUGACAGGCCCUUCAUCCUGACCUUAGGUUAAUGCUUUUCCCGUGGACACAGCGCUAGUACUUUUGUUUUGUGAGGUAGCAUUCUUAGCCUUCACUUUAUGCCAGUGUUUAGAGAGAGAGAGAAAAAAAGAAAAAAUUAUAUAUAUAUAUAUAUAUACACACACACACACAUAUAUAAGUAUGAUUUUUAAAGAAUAAUGCUUUUCUAUAAAUUAUCAAUUGUAAAAAGUCUUGUUUUUUAGAAAGAGUUGCUAUCUCAUAUCAUGGAGGUUGUAUUUUGUAUAAAUUCACCACAAUUAAAGGCUACCUUCUAUCUGUCAUUAUGUAGAAUGAUUGUCUUAUAUAGUCAUGCAUGACAAAGGAAAGAAACGUAACAGAGAUGGAGUAUGUUUGUUUAGAAAUGAGUCUUCAUGACACACCAAUCUUGUGUUUUUUUCUUUUUGUUUCUUCCUUUUGAGUUUACAAAAUGCUGUUUGACCCUGUCUUCAUGUGGUCUUGGUCAACCACCUGGAGAGAUUUGUCCAUGCGGACUGUGUGUGUGACAUUCGCUUCACAGCACUUGCUGGGCCACCUUUCUUCCUUGCUGGUGUUGGUACCAGUCCUCGAUUGUUGCUAAGGCGGGCCUUCAGUAGUUGCUCCGCACCUGUAUGUCAGCCCUGACCAUUUUUCUCCCCCAAGAAGCCUUUGUUUGUUUGACAAAGGGCAGAGGCUGCAUCCAGGGAUGUAGGGCGUCGUUCUGCACCAGCUUCUGUGUUGGGGCCUUUCUUUAGAUUAGCAGGAACUCCCAUGCACAGUGGCCCUGGCUCUGUUGGAAACGUGUAAUCUUUGCACCAUGCACGUGGUACUGGUAAGUGUCCUGUGUGAGGCAAACCUUCGUCUUUGGCCCCAUGCAUGGUGAGAAUGGCAGUGCAUCCAUCUUGAAUGUCAGCUUCCAGCCCAUUGUGCACAUUCAGCUACAGAGAUGUUAUUUGAUCUUUAGUUAUUAAGCCACUGUAAAUUUGAAAAUACUAAACUCUUGAAUAUGGCAAGAUAAAGGCAUGUAGAAAAAAAUAAUCUAAAAACCCAUUAUCUUAAGAAUCACUAGAAGGCAAAACAUUUUUUCAAAGGAUCCUACAAAGAAUACUGCAAGCUAAGGGAAGAAUGAUGUGUGACACAAAACAGCACUAAUAGGGCGGAGAAGACUGGACAGGACAUUAGAGGUGGGAGUAUCUCACUACCCUGACCAGGAAACUACAGAACUCCGCAUGCCAAGCCUUGCCAACACAGCGGUGGGCACCUAACACUGUGACCACCUUAUGUUUUUGAAAACAGUUUUUAGGCCAUAAAAUGAUCUGUCUGCUACAAGACUGAAUUUUGUCACAGAGCAGCUUAUACUUAGGGUGAGAUGUGAAUACUUGAUAAUUAAUCAAAAUUGCAGAUUCGGUCACUGGAGUCAUGAUAUUUUUGUUGAGAAUUUCUAUCUUGUGAUUCUUACCGCUUCAUAUACGUAUAAGGUUUGAAAUAGGUAGAAACAGGCUUGGUGUGAUUAAAGCAUGAAGACCACGUUUGAUCUACACACAUCUCACCAGCCCAGGAUAAUAGUGAUUCCUGUCAGUGUCCUGUCCUCACUUAGGGAGGUGAGCUCUUAGACCGUAGUUGAGAUACCAUCGCCCUCCUCUGUCCUUCCUCCAACAUUGUUUUCCUGUUAUGUUUGGUAAUUGUGAAGAAAACUGUGAAAGGAAAACUUACUCAUCAGUCCCCAGCUUCGGUAUCUUCAUACCACUCAGGUAAGGUGGAAAUGACAGAGCACAGACACCUGUUUAACUUGAUGGGCGGACAGUGAAACGCACUGAUUCUAGUAACACAUCCCCUUUGCUAGCCAGAAAUAGACGCUCUUUUGUAUGAGGAGGUAGGCAAGUCAUACUGAUUCUAGUCAACAUUUUUGCCAAAUGGCACAAAUAUACCUCCAUUUAUAUUUUAUAUCUUAAAAAUGUAUAUUAAAAUAGGGUUAUGUAUAACCGACACUUUUUUUUAAACAAAAAGUGCCAUCUAUACAUAUGUAACAGGUGUGUUCCACAUAAUUUAUAGCAGAAUUUCUGUCAGUACAGUACAUAUCGAAUAUUCAAGUUGUGUUCAACAUAUAUUCAAAUGCAUUCAGGAUGAAGUCAGUCCAGUUCCAUAGUGUGAACCAUGUAUUGUUAUUGCCAUAUUUUAUUUGAGAUCGUAAUAAAAUUUUAUAACAGAUUUGAAUGUCAUACAUUGUGUGCUAACAUGGCAAGGAACCAUUUGCAUUUGUUUUUUUACAGUAAAUACAAUAAAUUUCUUUUAAAAUAUCCUUUCUAUUUUUCUGUACUGACAUGCAAUAAAUUGAUACUUUAAAAAGUUUGAUUGAUGCCUUCAGAUAGUUUGUAUUAAGUCUUUUAAAUUUUUUGUUCAUGUAAAGUCUGUCAUAGGACAUUAAAGUUUAGUGGUUCAAUAAAAAUUCUGAGUUUCACUGAAA